Messenger RNA from Sander lucioperca (pikeperch), 12521 nucleotides. Its product is annotated as IgGFc-binding protein-like. Bases 229 to 12453 code for a protein of 4074 amino acids. Lineage: Eukaryota; Metazoa; Chordata; Actinopteri; Perciformes; Percidae. The record is from RefSeq and is a predicted model, not a curated record. The transcript is spliced from 28 exons.
CACCUGGCAGUUGUAGCCUAAUUAGUCGACAAAUGAUGACGUCCACACGUUUUGAUUGACAGGCGUAGCACAGGUGUGCUAGACCAUCUUAACCUCCUUUCUGGCAGUAUGUUGUUAGCUCCUCUCUAAUGUUUGAUGUGCAUUCAAAUAGCCUAAAAUAUAUCAGCUGUAAGGAAACCGAAUCGAUAUCGUUCCAUUCAUGACAAGCUUUCUUGUUGCAGUGUAGUAAUGCAGUAUGUGCUGCUGCUCCAGGUGUGCCUCUUGGGACUUGGCCUGUCCGUGGCCAGUCCUGGUAGGACGUUUCUGUUUCUGUUUCCCCCUCAUAAUGACUCAACAGCAAAUGUUGACCAUAAAGUAACUAUCACAGCCACUGAUGUUUGGACUGCAGUCACUGUGAAGGUUCUGGAAAGCAGCUACGUCCAACACAUCUUCCUCUCUGCUAGCCAGUCAAAGACGAUUCACCUGCCAUUGUCUGUGGGAAUGACCAGUGAUCGCUCCUCCAACCUUCUUAGUGUGAUGUCUGUGAGGCCUGUUACAGUCCUCGCCUCAUUUUGUACCCAGACUGGUUGUGACCACAGUCUCCUUCAUGACGUGUCUUCCUGGGGGACCCACUACUACCCCAUUACUCCUAACUUCCCUAACCAGACUGCUGUCAGCCAGAUGGUGAUCACCAGCUCAGACCAGGGGACAUUGGUAGAUAUCUUCCUUUCAGGGGAAGUGCUCUUUGAAGGCAAUAUGUACCCCAGGGGUAGCGUCCUUAAAUUGUAUAUAGGGGUGCUGCAGAGUGCAUACCUCCAGAGCGACAUCAGCCUGUCUGGCUCAGAGUUAAUCUCCAAAGAAGCUGUAGGUGUAGUGGUUGGUUUUACCUGCUCCAAAGAUACACCUGGGGAUUGCUUGUAUGGAUUUGCUGAACUGAAACCAGUCACACACUGGGGGUUUGAAUAUGUUAUCCCUCCCUUGGUAAACACAGGAAUGAGUUCCAGUUUCCUGUUGGCAAUGGCUACUAUCAACUCUGAACUGGACGUCACCACCAGCACCAGGCAAAAUAACUUGUCUCUCAUUGGUGGCAUUAUGAAGGCCAUUCCAAUUGUGACCUCGGAUAAAAUUUGCGUUAUUAGUGAUUGUCCUCUUCAACUUGUUUACUUCAGAUCUGGCAAUGCACGGGGUCCUUCAACUCUAACAGUACUGCCAUCUGUUGAUGAUAUCUGCCAGACUGUACCUAUGUUUGAUUCAGGUGAUAUGAGUAAGCAACAAGGUAACAGUACUCGCACAGGAGAUUUAAAGUCUGGUGUUAAAUUCUCCCAGAAGCUCAACCUAGCUCAGCUACAUGAUGAUGAUGAUGAUAAUAAAGAUGCAAAUCCUCUUACCACUGACCCAGAUGUGGGGCACUAUCUGAGUACAAUGAACAGGCGACUAUAUCCAGCACUGUGUGAGAGAGGUACAGCUUCUUGUGAAGAGUUGCACUGUGAAAAAUGGAAGUGCUUUAUCAAAAAUGGAAAACCACUCAGUUCUUUGAAAACUAAACUAUGCUUUGCAUGGGGUGACUCUUAUUUCCGCACAUUUGAUGGAAGAGAUUUUGUCCUACAUGGAAACUGUAACUAUACUUUAGUUCAGACGAUCUGUCCAGGCUUAAGUGCUUCUGUUCCACUACAGAUUCAUUUAGAGCAAGCAUAUUUGAACAGUGCUACUGCCUCCACCAUCCACACAGUGCAGAUAAGCAUCCAGGGCUUUAAUAUCUCCAUAGUUAAAGACGACAAAAAUCACGUUAGGAUUAACGGACAGAAAAUGAAGUUGCCCCUCACCUUGGGAAAUGGGUCCCUGAAAUUUUAUCCAAGUGGCUCGAGCGUUGUCCUAGACACUGCAUUUGGCCUGGCUCUGCAGUAUGACUGGAAGCACCAUCUCCAGGUUGAAGUUGGCCCACAGCUGUAUGGAGUCCUGUGUGGUUUGUGUGGAAAUGCUAAUCGCAGCUCCACAGAUGGUGUCAUUGCCUCUAAUAGCACUGAUGAGACCCAGACUAAAGAUGUUACCCUCCAAUGGGUGGUGAACAGUGACGCAGGCUCUUGUAUUGAAGAAUGCGCUGGAGGUGUCUCAUGUCCAUUGUUCACUCAAAACCAAACCAAAUCAUUUCCUAGAAUUAAAGGCAACUCCCUCGGUAUUGGGUGCACUCUACUACAGAGAAACAAUGGACCUUUUGCAGAUUGUCACUCGUAUAUUGAUCCUGAGCCAUUUUUUCGAAGUUGUAUAGACAAUAUGUUUGUCAAUAAAUCUGACUCUUCUAUGUGCAAGAUCUUUACAGCCUAUGCCAAUAUCUGCCAAAGGCUCUCGGCCAGAGUCCAAAACUGGAGAACCAUCUCAAACUGCUCUAUGAAAUGUCCCAUGAAUGGCCACUAUGAGAUCUGUGGUUCUGCUUGCCCUGCUACCUGCGGUAAUCCAGAGGCCCACAGUAGUUGCACCCGGCCCUGUGUGGAAUCAUGCCAGUGCAACAAGGGCUAUCUGCUGAGUGGUGGGGAGUGUUUACCGCAGAGCAAUUGUGGUUGUCUUCACCAAGGUUCCUACCAUCUCCCCAAUGAGAACUUCUGGAUUGACAAUCACUGCCUGAAGAAAUGUGUUUGCCAGCCUAGCUCCAAAAGGGUUAUGUGUGCCCAGUCUCAUUGCCAGGAUGGAAAAGUGUGCAAGGUUCUGAAUGGAGUCCUGGGCUGUCAUGUGGAUGGGCCUGGGGUGUGCAUAGUUAAAGGAGAUCUACAUUAUACCACCUAUGAUGGGCGUAACUUUGAUGUGUAUGGCAACUGUACUUACAUACUCACUUCUCACUGUGCCACUUGGGAGGGCCUGGAACACUUUAGUGUGGAGGUCCAGAACCAGAUGGAGGAUGCUACAAAUGUUUCCUUUCGGCAUGUUAAAAUGGUGGUCCCGGGUUUUGCCAUUGAGAUGUCGAAUGAUCGGAGUAACACGGUUAUGGUAAAUGGUCUGCGACUGCAUCUUCCAUAUGUAUCGAGCCAAGGCAAAGUAAAGCUCUACAUGACUGGACUCUCAAAGUGUUUAGAGACUGACUUUGGCAUUGUUGUAAUGUACAGCCCUGACGUCAUGACCGUUAAAAUGCCAAGGAUCUUCUCUGGUAAUCUCUGUGGCCUGUGUGGGAACUUUAAUGCUGAUCCAAAAGAUGAUCUGAUACCCGAUGACAAAUCUGAUAUUUCUCAGGCCAUUAAACGCUGGCAAACAAGCAGUGAACAUGAAUGCAUGGAUAUGCCUAUGAACCCUUUGGGUUGCAAUUUACAAGAUAUGGCUCUUUAUGGGGGAAAAGAUUUCUGUGUAAGGUUACUAGAUACAGAAGGAGCAUUCCAGAGCUGCCACAAAACAGUUGAUCCAAAAGACUUCUACGAUAACUGUGUUCAUGACCUCUGUUAUAGUAACCAGACUACCCUGUGUCAGGUUCUGUCCAGCUAUGUUGCUGUAUGUCAAGAAAUGGGAGCUAUAGUGGAUGAAUGGAGGGCUUCAAACUUUUGUAAUCUCUCCUGCCCACCUAAUAGUAAAUACCACCUGUGCUCCAGUCACAUGUCUGACUGUGUAGAAAACUCACUAGCAGUGAAAUGCGAAGAGGGUUGUUUCUGCAAACCUGGGUUUUUCAACAGUGGUGGGGAUUGUGUGCCAAACUCUGAGUGUGGCUGCAUUUACAAUGAUGUUUACUAUAAAAUCCAAGAGAACUUCUACCCUGAUGAGCACUGUCAGCUGCACUGUGCCUGUGUGGGCCACAACAGAGUGCAAUGCACCAACCACACAUGUCCAAAUGGAACAAAAUGUGCCAUCCAAAAUGGCCAGAGGGCAUGUCAUGCUUUACAACUUACAACUGUUAAAUGUGCAGUCAUGGGUGGCAGACACUUCAGGAGCUAUGAUGGGCACAGCUUUGACUUUAAUAUGGGAAGCUGCCGUUAUGUUCUUUCCCAGGUUUGUGACGAAGACGAGUCUCACCCUACUGUUAUUAUCCAGCAAGGACGGCUGCACCUCAGGGUCAAUGGAGUGAACAUGUCUUUGGAGAUGGAGCAUUUGGGCAAAGUAAAGGUUGAUGGUGUUUUGAGGCGUCUUCCUGUCCACCUGGAUCACAUAGGAAUACUGCAUUCUGGCUUUCUGACUCGUGUUGUUGUAGACACAGGAGUUCUUGUCACUUAUGGAGGACCUAAUCUGAUACAGAUAGUGAUUUCUUCCUCUGAUAGAAAAAUGUGUGGGUUGUGUGGAAACAUCAGUUCCGUUGCUACAGAGGACAAACAAAGCCUAAAUAGCAGCCUGGCAAGUGAUGCUUCCAUCUUUGGAUCUAUCUGGUCACUUUCACCACCUGGAACAAGCUGCUCUGAAAAAUGUGAUCUCUGUUCACCUUGCAACUCUACCAAGGCUGCUGAAUUUGUAUCUCAUAACCUCUGUGGCAUGCUGCUUGCUCCUGCAGGAUCAUUUAGUGGAUGUCACUCCACUGUGGAUCCUGGGCCCUUCUUUCAGAACUGUGUGAAUGACUUGUGUAUGUCUAAUGGGAAUGAAGAAUUGUUUUGCGGUAGUUUGAGAGAGUAUACUUUUGCAUGCCAGGAGGCAGGAGCUGAGGCCAAACCAUGGAGGGGUGAGAAGUGCUCGCUCUCAUGCCCUGAACACUCUCACUAUAAUAUAUGUGUCAGUGCGUGCCCUGAGUCCUGUGGUAUUUUAUCCGAUAUCCCCUGCCCAUGGGCCUGUUAUGAGGGAUGUCAAUGUGAGUCAGGAUACGUGCGGAGUGGAAAUGGCUGCGUCAGAGCUGAGCAAUGUGGUUGCUUUUACCUUGGGUGCUACUAUGAGAUUGGGGAGAUAUCGUGGGAUGAGGGUUGCUCUGAGCGGUGUAACUGCUCUGCCACUGCCGCCAUGCGCUGUGAUCCAGCCUCUUGCCCCGAGGGAGAGAGCUGCACCCUUAACAAUACCUGGGGCUGUGCAAGGGAAGAUAAGAUCUGUGAAAAUGGAGUGAAUUGUGGUGUCCAUAGCCAACCUCUGCAAACCCAGUGUUGGGUACUGGGAGGUGCCCACUUCUACACUUUUGAUGGAAAGGUCUUUGAAUUCCAAGGAAACUGUACCUACACGCUGAUCCACAUAUCCAAUGACACCAGUGAGAAUAUGACAUUUUGGGUUGGGGUACAGAAAGACAGGAACUCCAAUGAGUCUUCCUCUCUUAAAGCUAUUCAUGUCAAAGUAGCUAAAGACACUAGUAUUACCAUCUACAGAGGGGGGAAAGGCUAUGCUUUGAUAAAUGGCGAGAAAAGGCUACUACCCGUGACUCUACAGUUUGGACUCAUAAAGAUUUAUCAGAGUGGCAUUUUUGUUGUUGUGGAUUUUAACCUGGGCAUCCAAAUUAAGUAUGAUUGCUCUCAUACUGCCACUAUCCUCCUUUCUGCUACAACAGAAGUCCAUGGCAUGUGUGGUAAUAAUAAUGGCAUCAAAGAAGAUGACCUCAGGACCCCACAGGGUGAGGCUGUUGAUGCUACCACCUUUGGCUGGAGCUGGAGAGUUCCUGAUCAGGAAGCUUGGUGCACAGCAGAUUGUGGAGAUGCAUGCCCACGUUGCUCUUCUGAGCAGCUGCUGGAGAAAAAUUUAACCAGUCAAUGGAUUGCCAUGCACCAGUACAUUUGGUCACCACAAAAUCCAUUCUACCUGUGCCUGGAAGGUAACUACACUAAAAUCUCUGCAGCAGUCAGCCUAUUUGACCUUUGCUCUACUGAUGACACUCAGAAGGUCCUCUGCCUGGUCUUGGAGGCCUAUGCUGCCGCCUGUCAAAAUGGCCAGAUCGGAGAGUGGAGAAAUAGCACCUUCUGCCCUGUUUCCUGCCCACUGAAUAGCCAUUAUAAGUCCUGUGGCUCAGCCUGCCCUGCCACCUGUGAGGACCCAUUCAGUUCAAGAUCCUGCAUCCUGGCUUGCGUGGAGACCUGCCAGUGUGAUCCAGGGUUCGUCCUGGAUGGUGACACCUGCGUCCCCUUGUCCCAGUGUGGCUGCACUCACAACGGCUACCGUUACCACAUCAACCAGACCUUCUGGGCUGAUGAGGGAUGCACUGAAAAAUGUGUUUGUGACCCACACACCCACCAGACGCAGUGCCAUUUGGAUUAUUGUGGCCCCGAUGAAUACUGCGGUCUUCAUUAUGGAGUCAGAAGCUGUGUGCCGCACCCCCAGCAGACAUGCAUGUACACUGGUCAUCACAUAGUCACCUUUGACCAACAUGACUAUGAUUUGCAUGGCACCUGUCAGUACCGAUUACUGGGCAUAUGUGGACAGAAACAAGGCCUUGAUGCCAUUCAGGUUUACGUACAGACAGAUGGACACCUAGAGUCAGCACUUAAUGUCCUGGUCAAUGUGAGUGGUGUGCUUGUGGCGCUAAACAGCAAAAACACUGAGAGCACAGAGGUUGAUGGUGUCAAGAGGAACAUGCCCUAUCUCUUCAGCCCUACUGCACUGGCUUUCUCUUUGGGGCUGCACACUUACAUAUACACAGACAAUGGCUUUGAAUUUAGUCUCAGCAAAGAGGGCGUAAUUCGCAUUAGUCUCUCAAGUAAAUAUGCUAAUGCCACUUGUGGCCUGUGUGGUAACUUCAACUCUGAUCCUGCUGAUGACCUCACAGCAAAUGGCCCAGAGGAGCAUCUCAGUCCUGAGCAUUUUGGAAAAGCUUGGAGAAGUGGGCAGAAUCUUUGGUGUGUGGAAGGCUGUCUAGGAGGAAGUUGUCCAAAAUGUUCAUCUGAGCGUCUGGCCCGCUUCUCUGACCUGGAGGCUUGCGGGAAGAUUCUGGAAGUUAAUGGACCAUUCAGACACUGUCAUGGCAAAGUGGACCCCUCCAGCUUUUACAAGCACUGCGUCAGUGACCUGUGUCUUCAUAGAGGUCUCCAGCCUGCACUGUGUCACUCCCUGGCAGAGUAUACUGCCGCCUGCCUUUCCUACAAGGCUACAGUUUAUUCCUGGAGGAGUCCUGGAUUCUGCUACCCGUCCUGUCCCUCCAGUACCAGUUACAGCAUGAGUUCUGCCUCGGUUCCCCUCUGCCUCGGCUGGAAGAAUAACACAGUAGAGAUGCCUCCAAACAUUGGGGAGAACUGCCUCUGUGAAGAGGGUUUAGUUCACAGUGGCAGCCUCUGUGUCCAUCCAGAAAGCUGUGGCUGCUUUCACCAUGGAGAAUACCUCCGGGCAGGACAGGAGGUGUCUACAUGCCAGCAAAGCUGUUUAUGUCAUGCUGGGGGACACAUAACUUGUCGUAAUGUCUCCUGUGGAGAGGAUGAGGAAUGUAAGCUAAUUAGGGGUGUUCAAGUUUGCCACUCCAUACCCAAAGUGGCACACUGCUCUGUUUAUGGAUCCCAAUACACCACGUUUGACGGACAGGCAUUUGAAUUUCAUGGUUCCUGUAACUACACCCUGGUGCAGACGUGCCUCGAUAACCUGGAAGCGGAGUCUGUUUUGAUAGCUGCACAGGGCAACCACAGUAAGGGCAGACAGAUCUACUUGCAAGUCAAUAACAUGUAUUUUACGAUGUCAACAGCUUUUCCUGGAAAAAUUCAGGUAAAUGGAGUUUAUGAGAACCUGCCAUUUUCCCAGAGCAACGUCACUGUACAUGAGAGAAAUGGAUGGAUAAUCUUAAAGACCCCACAGUCAGUUGAGCUUAUAUCAGACCUAAAAAACCAUAUUCUGGUCAAGAUCCCUGACAUUUACCACCAGACAACCUGUGGCCUUUGUGGAAACUACAAUGAUAAUCCCUCUGAUGACCUGCAGCUGCCCAAUGGCACCAUGAUCUCUGAUCCUGACAUUGUUGGGCUGUCAUGGAAGUUGUCUGAUACUGACUCAUCCUGCAGCGACACAUGUGACAGUACCUGUCAACUCUGCCAGUCCCCAAUGCCCGAGUACACCUCGGACCUGUACUGUGGCCUUCUCACCCAUCCCAGAGGACCAUUCUCCUCUUGUCACCACUUAGUGUGGCCACAGAAAUACUACUCCCUCUGCAUGGAAAACCUUUGUGGUGCAGAGGGCCAACGCUGGGCCCUGUGUGAUGCAUUGUGGGCCUAUGAUGCAGCAUGUAAGGAGGCAGGAGGGAUGGUUGACCUCUGGACAAACACCACAGGCUGUGCUUAUCAAUGUCCUCAAUUCAGCCACUACAGCCAGUGUGCCAAUGCUUGCUCCUCACUGUGUCCUGAGAUUAGCCAGAUGGUACAGUGCCCCAAAGACUGUGAGGAAGGUUGCCAGUGUACUACUGGACACCUUUAUGAUGGCCAUGCCUGUGUACCAGCAGAGCAGUGUGGCUGCAUACAGGACGGGAAGAGGUUUAAGGCUUCUGAAAGCAAACUGCUACAAAACUGUACUGUUAGCUGCACCUGUGGGCCUCCUCUUGUCUGUGAGCAAUACUCAUGUCCUGUGCUGCACAGUUGUAUAGUUUCAGAUGGAAUCAUGGGUUGCCACAAGGAUGCAGAGCGAAACUCAGACCUGUGUGAGGGAAAAUGUGAUGAAACGGAGAGAUGUUACCUAAGCAAUGGUCUGCCUGUCUGUGAGAGCCGUCGGGGUCUGUGCUGGGCCUGGGGGGGCCAGCACUAUCACACUUUCGAUGGGCUCAGCUAUGACUUUGAGGGUACCUGUACCUAUCUGCUCGCAGCCAGCAAAGGGGCACCAUGUGGUCUGAAACCCUUUAGUGUAUCCAAGAAGACUGACUGUAAUGAUGACGGAGCUGCAUCCUCCACACAGGUGGUCACUGUACAUGCUUAUGGGUUCAUCAUCAAGUUUGGUAGUGAAAAGCGGAGCAUACAUGUUAAUGGUAAAGUGACAUACAUUCCUGCUAAUCUGUUGCGGGGUAAGAUCCAGGUCUCUUACAAGGAAGGCAAAGCUCUAUUGACAACUGACUUUGGUGUGCAAGUAGUCUUCAAUGGGACCUCCACUGUUCUUGUUACACUCGACCCACACUACAAGGGCAAAGUGUAUGGGCUGUGUGGCAAUUUUAACGGCGAUCCUCAAGAUGAGUAUCCUGUAACUACACCUGGUUCUCCUCCCAUUAAGACAAGUAUGGAGCUCGCUCAGGCUUACCGGCUCUUUGAUGGGGACCAUAACUGUGGUACUGGCUGCAAGCAGGUACUGGAUGAAGUGACCUUGCAUGCCGAUCCAGUUUCUGAGGUUGUCUCUAGUGACAGGGGAAAGUGUGCAGUGCUCAUGGAUCAGAGGGGUCCGUUUGCCCACUGUCACAGUCGAGUCAAUCCGGAUUCCUUCUAUGAAAGUUGUGUAGUCGACCAAAUGGAUAACGGGGAGUUAAAAGUGGCUCUUGACCAGGCCAUAUAUUCAUAUUCCUUAGUUUGUGAAGAAGACAGUGAUGGCUACCACAGUGGAGUGACAGUUGAUGUGCACUGUCCACCAAACGGCCACUACAAGACCUGCGGCUCAGCCUGUCCUCCAUCCUGUGAAUUGAAUGUCACUUUCUGUAUCGAGAUGUGUGUGCAGGGCUGCUUCUGUAACCCUGGUUUCAUUAGUAGUCAAAUUGGCUGUGUGCGCCCACAUGAGUGUGGCUGCACAGACUCCAGAGGCAAAUACCACAGCCUUCACUCAACUUUCUGGACACCGGACAACUGUGGUCAGCUCUGUAUCUGUGGACCAGCUACUGGAGAGAUCCAGUGCCGUCCAGCCCAGUGCCCCAGAGGAAUGGUCUGCAGGCAGCUACAGCACAAGCGGGUGUGUCAACCUGAAAGCCCCCAGAACUGUACCAUUGUCACUGGGCUGCAUUUCCAGACCUUUGAUGAACAUCACUUUGACUUUAGAGACAGUUGUGCAUAUUCUUUGGUUCAAACCAAGGCCAACCUAGGUGGACUAACACCAUUUAAUAUCACUAUCUCUGAUGCAAGUUGCCACAAAAGGCUUUUUCAUAGCCUUGAUUUAACACUCUCAAUCUAUGGUCUGGAGGUGGUAGUGAGGAAAGAUGACCCAGGAAAGGUUUUGGUUGAUGGACUGUAUAAGCCCUUACCUUACUCUCACCUGACAGGCCAUGUAAAUGCCUACCACACACCUUCGUCUAUAAUCAUUCACACUGAUGUGGGAUUACAGCUGAUCGUCCACAACACUGGUACACUAAUGGUUAUCCUCCCCAGCAGUUAUGGCUCUUCUGUCUCUGGUCUUUGUGGGAAUGCCAACACUGACCCUUAUGAUGACCAAAUUAUGUCCAAUGAAGAGCUUGCCCAAAAUGACCUAGAGUUUGCCCACAGCUGGAGGUCUCUGGGAGCAGAGGCUUGUAGGUCCAACUGCUCCUCCAGACAGAAACAUUGUCCUGUUGUUCAGAAGCUUUUUGAAGGCAGCGAUUUUUGUGAAGUGUUGUUGAAUGAGCUAGGGCCAUUUGCAGGCUGUGCCUCGGUGUUGAGUCCCAAGCUUUACUUCCACAGCUGUGUAACAGAUUCCUGCUCUUAUGACGGACACUACUCAGCACUCUGCAAUUCUAUUGCAUCCUAUGCUGCUGCCUGCCAAGCAGCUCAGCUUCCUGUCAGGCAGUGGAGAAGUGACACUUUUUGUGGUAUGUCAUGCCCUAAGAAUAGCCACUAUGAGCUGUGUGGACCUCGGUGCCCUGUUGUGUGCCUUGGACUGUCCUCUCCAGCAGGCUGUAGCGAAGGCUGUGAGGAGGGCUGCCAGUGCGACCCUGGCUACGUCCUGAGUGAUGGCCAGUGUGUGCUAGUUUCUGACUGUGGCUGCAUGCAUGAGGGACAGUAUCGCCCUGCUGGCCACUUCUACUCUGAGAAAAGCUGCAAAAAAUGUGACUGCAAAAGAGGAGAAGUGACAUGCAUCCCCAUGGAAAGCUGUUCAUUAAAGGAUGGCUUUGCCUUGCAGUAUGGGGUGUGCCAAGUGUUUGCUGGCUUUGGCUAUAUCACUUUUGAUGGUGUUAUUCUGCCUCACCACGGAGCUUGCACCUAUGUAGUGUCAGCCAUGCAUGACUAUACUCUGCUACUUAGCUUUAAAAAGGACAGGAAUGGCAUUUUCACAAUCAGCAGACUAGUAUUUCGUUUGCUUUCCCUGGAAGUGUCCAUUGACCCUGAAACUCUAUGGAAAAUACAAGUAAACGGAGAAGAACGCAGAGUGCCUUUUGACAAUGGAGAACUUAAAGCGUACCAAGUUGGCAACAGACUGCUUAUCACCACACCAUCCGGGGUUGGAAUUGACUUGUCCUAUACCCAAUACCUCAGGUUAACUGUGCCACAGGUAUAUGAAGGCACCGCUUUUGGCCUCUGUGGGAACUUUAAUGGGGACAGGUAUGAUGACUUGGAAAUGAGAUAUGGCCAUCUUGCCAAAAGCUUUGCAGAGCUCCUGCACAGCUGGACAUUUGAAGCUCCUGGACAUUGCACUGACACUUGUGAAAGCGAGUGUGAUGAGUGCAGGCUGUCCCCACAUGACAGCAUGGUCUGUGAUAUUCUGUUGAUCAAUAGUAUUGAAUUCCACCGUUGCUGGAAUAGUGGUGUUGAGCGCGAUAUUUACUCGCGUAUGUGCAUCAGGGCAGUUUGUGCUGGGGCAGGGCACAUGGCUGCAUGUCUAGCAAUGGAAGCAUAUUCUGCAGCCUGCCAGGCUAAAGGAAUAGCAGUAGGAUCAUGGAGAGAGAACACUCCUUGUGCUCUCCAGUGUCCUGACCGCAGCAGCCCAAGGGAGUGUGUUGACUCCAACUCAUGCCCUGCUCUGCUCCAGCCUGGUUCGUCAGCAAACGGCUGUUCAGAAGGCUGCGAGUGCCAUAGCGGAAAUGUGUUUGAUGAGGGAGAGUGCGUACCAUUCAGUCAGUGUGGGUGUGUUCAUCAUGGUAUAUAUAUCAAGAUGGAUGAGCAAUUGUUCACGGAGGACUGCACCCAGAGAUGCUGGUGCCACCCUUUGGGUGGAGUGGUAUGUGAGGAGGCAGGCUGCAGUCCGGGGCAGCGGUGUGCUCUGAGGAAUGGUUCCUGGGGCUGUCAUGACCGACCAGAAGUUUGUGAGCUCAGGGGCAGUCUCCAAGUCUCCACACUCAGUGGGCAACAGCUGAGCUUGGAACCUCAUUUAUCUUACAGCCUGAUGUCCCUCUGUGACGAAGCAAGUGUGCACUGGUUCAGCCUGAUCUCUUACCAUGGACCUUGUGAUGGCAGCUCUUACAGGCUUGUCACAGUGUUUCAAAUCCUCCUACAUGGAUCAUCAUUUACCAUACAGGAAGGCACGGUGAAGGUGAAUGGACGCUUUGUGUCUCUCCCUCACAUCUUGCCAUCAGGGGUGUCCCUGUCAUCUGGUGUGAACCAGGACAAGUCAGAGGUCAUUGUGAUCCUGAGGAGAGACACUGGGAUGGAGUCAGAGCUGGAGAUAGAGAUUGGUGUUACCAUGGUGGCAGUCAAGGUCCCUCUCUGGUACUUAGGCAAAUUGUGUGGUCUCUGUGGAAACCUUAAUGACCUUCACUCACACAAUUCACUCAGGCCAUGGGUUCUCACUGACUUUCCUGGCUGUGGCUUCACUGGAUGAUUGACCGUUUUAAUGUCCUAAGUAAUGUGAAUUGGUGGAUGUUUCAAUACAAAAACAAUUAAAACAAC